Frankliniella occidentalis (western flower thrips) is the source of this 1770-nucleotide messenger RNA. RefSeq names its product general transcription factor II-I repeat domain-containing protein 2-like. The record is from RefSeq and is a predicted model, not a curated record. NCBI's taxonomy places the organism in Eukaryota, Metazoa, Arthropoda, Insecta, Thysanoptera, Thripidae. The transcript has 4 exons. The coding region runs from base 1 to 1770 and encodes 589 amino acids.
AUGUCCCUAUCAAAACAAGGAGGGUCAUCAACACCCGGCGGGGCACCGCCUGGGAAAAAGCGCAAAAUAGAUAGCGAAAAUCGCUCAUUCCAGCAGCGUUGGGAGUACGAGUACUUUUUCGUGGUCGUUGACGAGAAGCUAACCUGUCUUGUUUGCAAUACUGUCAUCGCUGUUCGGAAAGAGUUCAACCUGAAGCGACACUACUCAACUCAUUCUGAACAAUUCAAGAACUUGAGUGCCCCACAGCGUGUCGCGAAACUGGAGGAACUAAAGGAGGCUCGGGCGUCCAGUAAUGCCAAAACAACAUCUGCUCCGAACCGUCUCAUGACUAGAAGCGGUACUGCGUUGCACGCGAGCUUUGUUCUGAGCGAUAUGUUGUUGAGGCGGGGAAAGCCCUUUACUGAUGGCCCCUUCAUCAAGGAGUGCCUCAAAACUGCGGCGAGUAUUGUCGCUCCCGAUGCCGUCGCGCACUUCGAGACCAUCAGCCUGUCGCCGAACACCAUCGCGGACAGGGCCGAUGACAUCGCGAGGGAUCUCGCCAGCCAGCUGCGGCGCAAGGGUGCAACAUUUUCGCACUUUACGCUUGCUUUGGAUGAGAGUACGGAUUUAACCGAUACGGCGCAGCUGGCAAUAUUUGUGCGCGGCAUCGACGAGGAGAUGAACAUCCUGGAGGGGCUGCUCGACCUGGUCCCCCUUCGCGAGACUACUAAAGGACUCGAUAUCUUCAACGCUCUUGUAGCUGUGGUCCAAAAGUAUCGCCUUGAGUGGGACAAGUUCGUGGGGCUGGCCACCGACGGCUGUCCGUCCGUGAGUGGGGACAAAAAGGAUGGUUUAGUGGCGCGUCUGCGGGUGCACCUGAAAAGCCUUGGACUUCCCUCAGACUUCCCCCAUGUGCACUGCAUCAUCCACCAGGAGGCCUUGUGCGCAAAAUCGUUGCCUGCAGACGAGGUGAUGAACGUCGUUGUGAAGGCGGUCCGCUGGCUCAGCAGAGCAAAGGUUUUGAAGGUGUUUUUCGAUUUGCGGGACACCAUAAAAAUAUUUUUAAAGGAGAAAAAUCAUCCUAUUCCCGAAUUGGACAAACCAAAGUGGGUCGCCGAGUUGGCAUUUUUAGUUGAUGUAACGGGGCAUCUAAAUAAUCUCAACCUAAAACUGCAAGGGAAGGGUCAUGUCAUCUCAGACAUGCUUCAAGCUGUGCAGGGAUUUGAAAUGCGCCUCACUUUGUUCGAGGAGCAAUUAAGGAAAGGGGAAUUGUUUCAUUUUGAGUCUCUAAAAUCUUUGUCUAGUUCUGAGUUAGAUCUCAUCAAGUUUGCAAACAUUGUAAAAAAAUUAAGAAUUGAAUUUGCAGAUAAUUUUAAAGAUGUGCGUAAAAUGCAAACUGAGAUUUCCCUCAUGACAGUACCCUUCACAAUGCCCCUUCCUAAAGUACCUUUACCUCUUCAAAACGAAGUGAUUGAUCUGCGUUGUGACAAAGUGCUCGAAUCUCGAUUUCCAACAAUGAAGCUAGUAGAGUUUUGUACUUUAUUAUCGGCGGAAAGGUUCCCUCAACUGAAGGGGCUGUCUCGCCUGACUGACGAGCAUCUCACAGCACAACUAAGAGUCAUGGCUCGAAAUAGUUUGCAGCCUGACUUUAAUAAUUUGAUACUGGAGAAAAAUGCUCAAGUUUCUCCGACUCACAGUGGGAGAUUUGGCCUCAAAAUUGCGACAAAAGUCAAAAAUCUAAUCUUUAGAAUCAACGGAUUUUUAUGUUUGAUAUCGGUAGAUGACACCUAA